AUCAGUAUGUUGCCUGACUCUCUCUUCAUUCAUAUUCUCUCCUUCUUACCCACCAUUGAAAACUCUAUCAAAACCCAUGUUUUGUCCAAAAGAUGGCAAUACCUUUGGACUACCCUUCCAUCACUUGUUUUCCGUUACCGCUUUUACGAAUCAUGUGAUACUAGUUAUGAAAGAAAUUAUGACUUUAUCAGAUUUGUUGACAAAACCCUACUUCUCUGCAACUCUUCUAUGCUUAAAAAAUCCUUGCUUGAUUUCAAUUACGUGUCGGAAUUCACUUCCAAUAUCAACUCAUGGACUCUAUUCACAACAAGGAACGCCGCCAAGGAGCUCCAACUCAAACUCCGCAUUCCUGAGGAUGACUUGUCUGAGGAUGAACUCUUCGUGUUGCCACAGGAAUUGUUUACCAAUUCAUCGUUCAGAGAAUUGCGUUUUUCCAUUUGCAAUUUGAUGCCUAAAGGAGUUGUUUGCUGGAAAUUGCUGAAGACAUUGCCAAUUGGGUAUGUCAAGUUGAAUGAUGGUGUGAUUGACAAGAUAUUAGAGGGUAGUCCUGUAUUGGAGAAUUUAGAAUUGUAUUACUUUUAUGGCUUCACUCAUUUGCAUAUUAGCAAAGCAAGUCUGAAAAUUUUGAUCUUGAGAGAAUUUUGAGAUUUGAUGGACAUCUAUGAAGGUGACGGUGGAAUAUUUAAUGAAUUUUGGGACUUUGAUUUGGAAAUUUUAACUCCUAAUCUUCUGUCAUUGGAGAUUUUGGGUUUUUAGGGAGCAUGAAUUGUCAGCUGGCAGACGUAUCGGCUUUGGUUAACACUAACCUCAAUUGCUACUUAACAAGCUAUGUUCAUGAUGAUUAUGAAUGGCACCAAAAUGUUUUAAGGGGACUUCUUGAGAGCCUUGUUCAUGUCAAGAAUCUCACAUUAGGUUCUUGGGCUUUAAAGGUACUGUCAAUAAUGGAAAUGAAAGGUUUACGUUCUCCACUGUCAAAGUGUGAAUGUUUAACACUACGUACAUGCAUUGCGAAAUAUGUCCUCCCUGGAAUAGCAAGCCUCUUGGAAAGUUCCUCUCAUCUAGAGACGUUAGUGAUAAUCUCAAAGUUCUCUUCGUGCCCUUCCCAGAAGGAGCGUUUUUGGAACAAUCUCACCCUCACCCACGCAUUUGAUGUUGACGGGGAGAACUGCUGGACAUGACAAAAGAGGACAUUUAAGUGUUUGAUGUUGCUCUCAAAAUAGUUAAGUUUACUCGUUCAAGUCAGAGAUACUGUCGCGUGGACUUAUCUUUUCUGCAAUUUCUAUUGAAGAAUGCGACGGUGCUGCAAAAGAUGUUUAUCCAUAAUCCAGCAAUCAGACGUGGCCUAAGGGAAGACAAUACAGUGCCGAUGGAACUUUUCCAAGAAGCUUGAAAGCUUUUAAGUUUUCCAAGAUCCUCUCCUGAUGCAGUAGUGAUGUUCGAUUAGUGAAAUGGAAAACUCAAGUAAUUCGCUUUCUCAGCGAAAACACUACUGUUUUUUCCUUUGAUUAUGAUUUUGUUCUGUUUGACUUUUGAAGCAGGCUAUACUUCAUUGGAUAUUAUUUUGUUUAUAUCUAAUGGCAGAACUUUAGAAACUCUGUUAUGUAGGGGUUGCACUUUAUAAAUUGUGCUAUGCAUGAAGAUUAUUUAAAUU
Camellia sinensis is the source of this 1651-nucleotide messenger RNA. RefSeq names its product putative F-box/LRR-repeat protein At3g18150. The record is from RefSeq and is a predicted model, not a curated record. NCBI's taxonomy places the organism in Eukaryota, Viridiplantae, Streptophyta, Magnoliopsida, Ericales, Theaceae.